This is a messenger RNA of Corylus avellana, 2688 nucleotides long. RefSeq names its product phosphatidylinositol 4-kinase gamma 7. Lineage: Eukaryota; Viridiplantae; Streptophyta; Magnoliopsida; Fagales; Betulaceae. The record is from RefSeq and is a predicted model, not a curated record.
ACUUUAUUUAUUAAUCUAAAAUUGCCGUUGAACUUAAACCCUACCCGCUUUGUCCUCGAGAGGGGAAAAAUCUGCGAAAGCGGGAAGAGUGUGACCAACUGACACAACUGAUUAAGAUUCCGUCCAAUCUUAGCCGUUGAUUCCUCUCUCACAUCGAAUCUCGGCCGUUCGUCCACGGCGGUGGCUCUCCCCAAGGCUCCGCCGGUCGAUUCCGCGGCCUCCGCCAGCAUUAUCAGGUGGUUCUCCAAUGUAGCAAUUUCGCUUUGUAUUGUACUCUGCUUCAUAUCAAUCAAUAGCUGCUCCAAUGUGAGAAUCACGGAAGCAUUUUGCAAUCAACUGAGUUAAUUAUGAUUGCUUACUACAGAAUAUUUUCUCUCCUUCAAUUGCCAGAGUUUGAAUUAGGCAUCUGCUUGAGAGAAGAGCUCUCUGCUGCCACCUCUGCUGCUGGUGUUGAAUGCUUCACCUCUUCCUUUCACGUCUCUUGAUCUGGACCCUGUAUAUACACAGAUGGCAGCUACAACCGUUAGAGGAUCUCUUGGGGGUGAGCCUGGUGGAAACGAGACAAUGGAAAGAAAACCUUCUGGGAGGAGACGAGUAUUUGUGCAGACUGAAUCCGGCUGUGUUUUGGCAAUAGAGUUGGACAGGAGUGACAAUGCCCACACAGUGAAGAGGAAGUUACAGGUUGCCCUUAAUGUUCCAACUGAGGAAAGCUCAUUGAUAUGUGGUGAUACAGUGUUGAAGAACGACCUCAGUGUUGUUAGAAAUGAUUCUCCACUUCUUCUUACCAGGAACUGCUUGCACAGAAGCUCGUCUACUCCAUGUUUCUCACCCACUGGAAGGGAUCUUCAGCAGGGGGAUCGGAGUGGCCCAAUUGAGAUACUAGUGUGCUCAAAUCAAUCUGCUAGAAUGAAAGAGCUGGUUAAGGAUAUUGCAAAGGGAAUAAAGAUUGGUGUUGAUCCAAUUCCCAUUCAUAGUGGGCUUGGAGGUGCUUAUUAUUUUAGAAAUUGCUUUGGUGAAAAUGUUGCUAUUGUGAAACCAACAGACGAAGAACCUUAUGCUCCAAACAACCCAAAAGGUUUUGUAGGCAGAACUCUUGGGCAAUCGGGCCUGAAACGUACAGUGCGGGUUGGGGAGACAGGAUUUAGAGAAGUUGCUGCUUACCUUCUUGACUAUGAUCAUUCUGCCAAUGUGCCUUCUACUGCUCUUGUGAAGAUCACACAUUCAGUUUUUAACAUCAAUGACGGUGUGAAUUGUUAUCAGCAUCAAAAUAGGAAGCAGGUCAGCAAGAUUGCAUCACUGCAGCAGUUUAUUCCUCAUGAUUGUGAUGCUAGUGAUUAUGGUACUUCUAGUUUCCCUGUUGCUGCUGUGCAUAGGAUAGGGAUUCUAGAUAUUCGGAUUUUAAACACAGACAGGCAUGCAGGAAACCUUCUGGUUAGGAAGCUUGAUGGGGUGGGAAGGUUAGGUCAGGUGGAGCUUGUUCCCAUUGAUCAUGGCCUUUGUCUACCAGAAAGCUUGGAGGACCCAUACUUUGAGUGGAUCCAUUGGCCCCAGGCAUCAAUACCUUUCUCAGAGGAUGAACUUCAGUACAUAGAUCAUCUUGAUCCAUUCCGGGACUCUGAAAUGCUUAGAAUGGAGUUGCCCAUGAUUCGAGAGGCAUGUCUUAGGGUUUUGGUUCUAUGCACAAUUUUCCUCAAGCAAGCAGCAGCUUUUGGUCUGUGUCUUUCUGAAAUUGGUGAGAUGAUGAGUAGGGAGUUCCAGGGCCAUGGAGAGGUGCCAAGUGAGCUGGAGCUUAUAUGCAUAGAGGUGAGGGCAUCAUUAGGGCAGGGGCAGAUAUCACCCGCUGCUGUGAAAGCAGGAGAAAAGGAUGACUUCCAAUUUGACAUAGAUUUUGAGGAAGAGGGAUCGGUACUGACUUCAAAUAAGGAAGCAAAACUGACUGUUGAAAAAACUUUUCAUUUUGGAUCAAAUGGUGGGAAUGGCCAAAAUAGACUCUAUAAGCUAGAUGAAAGUGUUGAGGAGGAAGAGGAGGACGAGGCAGCAGAUUCCAAGGCAGAUGAAUUACCUCUAACGGGAAAUGAACAUGUUGACCCUGUGCGCGAGAGAAAUUUGAAUGUCUCGAAGCUGUCCAUGUCUAUGCAAGACAUCAGUGUUGGUGAAACGAGAUGGCGACACCCUAGUGCAUCCAGAAAGUGUGGGUAUCUUGCUGGUACGUCAUCUGGAAACUGGAGCGUGAAUGAGCAGUUGCCUACAAGUGGUAGUUUUGUAAAGUUGGCGGAUAUGAGUGAGGAGGAGUGGGUGCAAUUUGUUGAGAAUUUCCAAAGAUUGCUCUACCCAGCUUUUGCUAAUCACAAAUCAGGGAGUGUGGGUCAGAGACAGAGACAGAGACUUGGGACUUCUUGCCAGUUUUGAGGUAUUACUAUGAGAUCUAAUAAAAUGGAAAUAAUGAAGAAUUAUAGGGCUUGUAAAAAAAUGUGGAAGCCAGAGAGCUCACCGUAGUUAUGUACAAAGGUAUUUUCUCUGGAUGGUGGACUUUCAUUGAGGAGUUUGGAGUAUAAUACUAUUCUCAGAUGAUGUGAACAAACUAGCUCUUGACAUUGGCUAAUGGAGAGGUGAGAUGCAUUGGCUAAUGGGCAUGAAGAGCUUGUUUUCAUAUUGUUCAUAUAUAAAUUUUCUUUCACUUGGUGUUUA